Ceraceosorus bombacis is the source of this 1178-nucleotide messenger RNA. Lineage: Eukaryota; Fungi; Basidiomycota; Exobasidiomycetes; Ceraceosorales; Ceraceosoraceae. The record is from the annotation of a GenBank genome assembly.
AUGGCAUUUCUUCCAGACUCGACGGCGCAACCACCUGCCGCAUCCCAGGUCUUGCCCCCAUUCGCCGCCACAGCAUCCGGUCUGCAAUCUCUUGGAUCUUUGGGUCGGCUUUCUGGCUUUGCGCGCUCCGACUCGGUAGCUAGCGUAGCUAGUCAAAGCUCGGAUGCGGGCGCUAGAGGCAGUCACAAGCUCAGCGCAAGGGUUCCCCCUCACGUCGAGAAUCGCUUGGAGUACUUGGGAAUGGAGAAGCGAAGCUGUGAGCGAGACACUAGCGAUGUGGAUCGUUGAGUGAUGCGAUGUGCACGGUCUGACGAUCGCUGACCUUGCUCGACUUCGCCCUGCACAGAUGUCGCUAGGGGAUAUCGCUCUCCAGCAACUUCCAUUCCCGAGCCCAAACACGACAACGGCGUCUGGCCCUUGGGAGCUGGACCUCCACCAGAAAUGAGCGAGAAGCAAUCUCGAUUCGAAGCAGCUUUGGCAGCGCGCACGUUGGGGGUCGGGCUCCAUUCUGGAUCGCACGCCAAUCCUCGUCAAGCGCUGAACGAAGGUAGCUCGCAGAAGAAGCUGGGCAAAAGGACGGCAGCUUGGAGCAGGACUGCUACAGCUCCUGCUCGCGAAUUGCUGCCUUAUGGAGGCUUUGAACGAGCGAGCAGCUUUAGCAGCGUCGCUACUGCUUCGCCGGCUAAUCACGCAGCCGAAGACGAGUGGCCGUCGGACAAUGCGCUCCAACCUGUGCAGCUCACACACGCUGGUGGACGCAACGCCGUUCUCGAGAUGGCUUUUGCAGAGGAGGAAGAGUACGGGUGAGUGCAUUCGCAUUCGCAUUCGCAACCGCAAUCGCGUGCACGCCAUUUGCUUGCUCCACUUCUUCCACUGGCUGAUGUACUACCUUUUCCUCGACCAGUGUCCCACCUCUUUCUCCCAUUUCGUCCAACUCGGAGGGAGAAGCCAGCCCAUCGACUUCUCCUGAAGAGUCUCUGCCCAGCUCGUUUGUUCACAAGCCAUCGCCAUUAGGAGGACUUGGCGCGUCGGCUGCUUUGCAAGGACGCAAGAGUGGAUUGGGAACGAGGACCAACGGCUUGAAUCGCGCUGCUGCACAGACCAUGCCAGUGCAAAAGUCGGAGCCUUGGACCCAGUGGAAUUUUAGCGAGGCGGCAAGGAACGACACUGGCUUCUGA